AUGCCCAUCAGCUACCUGAUUCUGCUCUCCCGACAGGGCAAAGUGCGCCUUGCUAAGUGGUUCACUACUCUGUCUCCCAAGGAGAAGGCCAAGAUCAUCAAAGAUGUGACUCAGCUGGUUCUGUCGCGCCGGACGCGCAUGUGCAAUUUCCUUGAAUACAAAGACUCGAAAGUCGUCUACCGUCGCUAUGCUUCUCUCUUCUUCAUCGCUGGCUGCUCGUCCACGGACAACGAACUGAUCAACCUCGAGAUCGUGCACCGCUACGUGGAGCAGAUGGACAAAUACUACGGGAACGUGUGCGAGCUAGAUAUCAUCUUCAACUUCCAGAAGGCAUACUUCAUCCUGGAUGAGUUGUUAUUGGCGGGAGAGAUGCAGGAAAGCAGCAAGAAGAACGUGCUACGGUGCAUCAGCCAGCAGGACAGCUUGGAAGACAUGGAGGUUGAGGAAGAUGUGGUCACCAAGAUCAUGUAA
Penicillium cinerascens is the source of this 471-nucleotide messenger RNA. RefSeq names its product AP-1 complex subunit sigma. Gene Ontology annotation, cellular component: AP-1 adaptor complex; intracellular membrane-bounded organelle. The coding region runs from base 1 to 471 and encodes 156 amino acids. The transcript is spliced from 5 exons. Gene Ontology annotation, biological process: vesicle-mediated transport; protein transport. The record is from RefSeq and is a predicted model, not a curated record. NCBI's taxonomy places the organism in Eukaryota, Fungi, Ascomycota, Eurotiomycetes, Eurotiales, Aspergillaceae. Gene Ontology annotation, molecular function: clathrin-cargo adaptor activity.